Messenger RNA from Oikopleura dioica, 348 nucleotides. The record is from the annotation of a GenBank genome assembly. Lineage: Eukaryota; Metazoa; Chordata; Appendicularia; Copelata; Oikopleuridae.
AUGCUCUUCACGAAAAGCUACGGGUAUGAGAAAAAGAAGAAAACGAAAAUUCUAGAAUGGGCAAAUCUUGCAUCCUACUAUGGGCUGUUUAUGAACCUAACGGACAAUAUUAUCCCGAAACAACUUCCAGUUGUCGAUGCGAUCAAUGAAACAAUUAUCCAAGAGCUUUACGACACGGAUGAAAAUUGCGUUUUGCUGGAAAAUCCUUGGGGUUCAAUCAGCCCCGUAAAAAUUGUCAACUUCCUUAGUGGAAACAAUAAGGACAUGGGCUCACAAAAGAUUUCUUUUACUUUGAGAUUCAUCAAAGAGCCCGAAAAGAUCAUUCAUACGAAAAAAUCGUCGAAAUAA